AGUAUCGCGAAUUAAUUUAAACGGCGCCCGAUAAAGGCCGAUGUAAACAGUUCUCCGAAAACUAUGAUUGCGAACGGACAGUCAACAAAGUCGCGCCCUCGGCCGCUGGCCAGUGUCCUUCUCCUGGUCUUGGGUCUGUGUCAGGUGUCCGGAGUAGCCGUCGCCCAGCCAGAGGGUCGAGUGGUGGGCGGCUCGGCAGCGGCGGCCAACAGUGCUCCCUAUGCGGUGUCUAUGCAGUACAGCGGCACCCACUACUGUGCCGCCAGCAUCCUGAAUGCCAACUGGCUGGUCACGGCUGCCCAUUGCCUGGCCAAUAGUGCUCAGGUCCUGGGAAGCACCCUGGUGGCAGGCAGUAUCGCCGUGGCGGGAACAGCCAGCACAACGCAGAAGCGGAGCAUCACUUACUUUGUGGUCAACGAUCUGUACACGGGCGGAACCGUGCCCUACGACAUCGGUCUGAUCUACACGCCCACCGCCUUCACGUGGUCCGCUGCAGUGGCUCCUGUGACGCUUCCCUCCUCGGGAGUGGUUCCAACUGGCACCGCCAACCUCUAUGGAUGGGGUAGCACCAGCACCACCAACUCUGCCACCUAUCCCACAACGCUACAGGUGGCCACCAAUGUGCCCAUCAUUAGUCUUACCUCCUGCGAGGAAGCCCUGGGCACCAAGGGCAGCGAUGUCCACUCGACCAAUCUGUGCACGGGUCCCCUCACUGGUGGCGUCAGCAUUUGCACUUCGGACUCGGGAGGUCCUUUGGUCCAAGGAAAUGUCCUCAUCGGCAUCGUGUCCUGGGGAAAGUUACCCUGUGGUCAGGCCAACUCGCCGUCAGUCUAUGUGCAGGUGUCCUCGUUUAUUUCCUGGAUAUCCGCAAACCAAGUGGCGCCGUAGCUUCCUUCCUGAUUUUAACACUUUUAAUUCAAUAAAGUAAGACGAUUUUGUAGACUAGCUCAAGAGGCAAUGGUUUAUAAAUGAGAUCUUCUUAGGCAUUGCAAUUACUUUUUGUUGAUAGUAAUAUUUAUCUUAUCACAGAGAGUGGAAAUAGUGAUACACAUAUGACAUCCAUGUCUAAAGGUUGUCUAUUUAGGGUUGACUGGGAAUUCACCAGAGGUUG
Molecule: messenger RNA, 1111 nt
Organism: Drosophila serrata
Lineage: Eukaryota; Metazoa; Arthropoda; Insecta; Diptera; Drosophilidae
Gene: Phae1
Product: Phaedra 1
Biological process (GO): proteolysis
Molecular function (GO): serine-type endopeptidase activity
Source: RefSeq, a predicted model, not a curated record